Molecule: messenger RNA, 2904 nt
Organism: Magallana angulata
Lineage: Eukaryota; Metazoa; Mollusca; Bivalvia; Ostreida; Ostreidae
Product: protein disulfide-isomerase A4-like
Exons: 11
Coding region: 78-1946 (622 amino acids)
Biological process (GO): protein folding; response to endoplasmic reticulum stress
Cellular component (GO): cell surface; endoplasmic reticulum
Molecular function (GO): protein disulfide isomerase activity
Source: RefSeq, a predicted model, not a curated record
UGUCAUGCAUUUAUUUCCACUUUCACAUUGCUCGAGGCGGUGAACAGGCAGUAUUAGGAAAACAACAAGGACUAGCCAUGGCCUGGAAGAAAUAUCUUUGGCUGUUGACAGUUAUUGCACUGCUGACAGUCAGUUCUGUGAAAGCAGAGGAUGAUGAUGACGAUACAGUAGAGGAAAAAGAAGAUGAGGAGAAAGAGGAAUCUGACGUUCUUGUUUUAACCAAAGACAACUUUGACAAGGUUAUCAAUGAUAAUGACAAUGUAAUGGUGGAAUUCUAUGCCCCCUGGUGUGGACAUUGUAAAUCCUUAGAACCACUUUAUGCCAAGGCAGCCCAGGUCCUGAAGACUUGGGACCCCCCAGUUCCCCUUGCCAAAGUCGAUGCUACCAUAGAAUCUGACUUGGCAUCAAGAUUUGAUGUGAGUGGCUACCCAACUCUAAAGUUCUUCAAGAAAGGUGUACCUUAUGAUUAUGAUGAUGCCAGAACUACUGAAGGUCUGAUACGGUAUGUCAAGGAAAGAUCAGACCCCGAUUGGAAACCCCCUCCAGAGGCCGUUGUGACCUUGACCAAGGACAACUUCAAGGACUUUAUCAACAAUGACCUGAGCUUAGUCGAGUUCUAUGCCCCAUGGUGUGGUCACUGCAAGGCCCUGGCGCCUUCCUACGAGAAAGCAGCCAAACAGCUGAACAUCCAGUCAGAGCCAAUACCCCUGGGAAAAGUAGAUGCCACGGUGGAAACGGAGCUAGCCUCAGAGUAUGAGGUCUCAGGGUACCCCACCCUCUUCCUGUUCAGGAAAGGGAAGAAAUAUGAAUACAAUGGACCCAGGGAUGAAACUGGUAUUGUGAACUAUAUGAUCAUGCAACAGGGAGAGGCCUCAAAACUGAAACUGAGUGUGAAGGACGUGAAGUCAUCCAUGAAACAGGAUGAAAUCUAUGUCAUGGGGUUCUUUGACAACCUCAACGAUCCUAAACUCCGGAUGUACAUGGAUGCAGCAAACGCAAUGCGUGAAGAGUUUUCCUUCGGCCACACCUUGGAUCCAAAGAUCGGUGAUGCCUACAAAACCAAUCCGCAGACCGUCCUAGUUUUCACACCUGAGAGAUAUUAUACCAAAUAUGAACCUAAGUGGCAUGUUAUGAAACUGGACAAUAUUAAAGAUGAGGGAGACAUUGUGGAGUUUGUUCGUAAGCGAGAGGUACCAUUGGUCGGUCAGUACAAGGCUAACAACAUCAAACUGUACCAGAAGUACCGCCCGCUCUGUUUCGUCUUCUACACCGUGGACUGGAGCUUUGACCACAGAGACGCUACCCAGUUAUGGAGGAAUAAGGUUGCCAAAAUUGCCAACAAUCACAAAGAGGUAAAAUUUGCCAUCGCCGACGAAGACGAGCACAGUCACUUGUUAGCCGAGUUUGGAUUGGACGAUUCUGGAGAGGAAAUCAACAUUGCCUGUUAUGGCCCUGACGGAAAGAAAUAUCCAAUGGAGCCCAUGGAAGAGUGGGAAGAUGAUGAAGUGGAAGAAUACAUCACCAAAAUGAAGAAAGGUAAACUGACCCCUCACCUUAAGUCCCAACCUAUCCCAAAACGACAGGACAGCCCAGUGAAAACCGUGGUCGGCAAAUCUUUCGACAAAAUUGUUAAAGACAAGUCAAAGGACGUAUUAAUCGAGUUGUAUGCACCUUGGUGUGGCCAUUGCAAACAGCUGGAGCCUAUCUAUAAAGAACUCGCAACCAAAGUCAAAAAGGAGAAAAAUCUCGUGAUAGCCAAAAUGGAUGCUACCGCUAACGAUGUACCUGAAGCAUUUAAAGCUGAGGGAUUCCCCACGAUAUAUUUUGCGCCUUCUAACAAUAAAGACAAUCCUGUGAAAUAUAGCGGUGGAAGGACAGUAGACGAUUUUAUGAAAUAUCUGAAGGAGCAUGCUACUGUAGCCUUUAAAGGAAAAGAUGAGUUAUAAUACUGUUGUGUGAUAGGUUAUAGAGUAAAUGGAUGUGUUUAUUUAGAGGUACUUUUGUUACAGAAUGAAAUUUGCAAAGCUAAUCUUUACCAAAUUGUAAGAAAAAAACCUAUAUUGAUAUACACUAAUAUUAGCAAAAAUAUAAUAAUAUACAAAUAUAAGGGAAAGGAUGAAAUGCAAUAGGUAAUAGACUAUAGUUUUGCAGGAUGAAAUAUAAGGUACAUGUAAUCUAUUGGUCAAAAGUUGAUAUUUUUUUUACAGCGUAUAAAGGGAUUUUGUUAGACUUUGGUUGUAAUUUUUGUAGUUUACUUUACAAAAUUAAUCAAACAAGAGAUUUCUUUCAAUCUGAAAAUUUUUUAUACAUUGGUUGUUUAUAAAUCCAGCAGAUAGAAGGGUGUUGAAAUCCUUGGUAAGGGUUUUCUUUAUUGUUCAUUUUUCAUUAUUUACCAUAAGAACAUUGCAAUUGACCAAACAUUUGUGAUAACACUCAAGGUUUUAUUUGCCAGAAUCUUAUCAAUUAUUUAUUUUAUUGGAGUCAAAAGUAUGUAUGUUUUUGUUUGUACUUUUAAAAGAUCUAGUUGUUAAUAUGAAUUUAUUGGUUUAAUAAACAUGAUACAUGUAUCUAACAAAAUCCAGGAAAAAAGGCAAUGUGAACAUAUUUCUGUUAUUCUGUACUUAGAAGUUUGCCAGUUGUGUAGACAAUAUCUUACAUAUUUUGUGAAUUGUUUAUUUUAUAUCACUGAAGGAAGAGAGGGUGGAAUUUUUCUCAAUUUUUUGUGAUUGAUUACCUGUUUAUGGUGAACCAUUUUUUGAUAAAAUGAAGGAGGAAUUCAUGGGUACAAUUGUGUUACUGUUCAUUUGAAAUGGAUUAUGUCUGUGGAUAAAAGUUUUAAUGUAUGCAAUAUUAUAAAGCUUACUCAUCAUAUAAAUUGAAUAUAUUUGUAAUAAAAAUCGUUUC